Phascolarctos cinereus (koala) is the source of this 3630-nucleotide messenger RNA. RefSeq names its product solute carrier family 38 member 12 (gene SLC38A12). Lineage: Eukaryota; Metazoa; Chordata; Mammalia; Diprotodontia; Phascolarctidae. The record is from RefSeq and is a predicted model, not a curated record.
UGCGCGCAGGUGCCCGGCCCAUCUCAUCACUCACCCGCUCUGGCCUGGGUUGGGAAGGAGAGGCGGGGCGGGGUAGAGCUGAUGACGACCCGCAGGGAAUGUGGAAACCAGGACGGGAGCAGCGAGGGAGAGAAGCUGGGAAACGAGUGGUCGGUCAGCAGCUGAUGCCACCUCAAAGAACCCCAACCCCGAAAGACUAAACUUCAAGAAGAACCUUUCUACACAUCUUGAACAUGGCUGGUGGAAUCACAGAAACCGGGGAGCUUUAUUCUCCAUAUGUUGGACUGGUCUACAUGUUCAACCUGAUUGUGGGUACUGGUGCCCUCACUAUGCCCAAGGCUUUUGCCACUGCUGGUUGGCUUGUCAGCCUAGUUCUUCUUCUGUUCCUAGGCUUCAUGAGCUACAUGACCACAACCUUUGUAAUGGAAGCCAUGGCAGCAGCCAAUGCUCAGCUUCGUUGGAAGAGGAUGGAAAGCCAUAAGGAGGAAGAUGAUGAUGAUUCUUCUACAGCUUCUGAUAAUGAUGUUCUCAUCCAGGAAAACUAUGAUCGGUCAGAGAAACAGCCCAUCUUGUCUGUUCAGAGACAUGGAUCUCCUAACAUUUUUGAAAUCUCUGAUCGUGUGGAGAUGGGACAGAUGGCCUCCAUGUUCUUCAGCAAAGUGGGAGUCAACCUGUUCUAUUUUUGUAUCAUUAUCUACCUUUAUGGGGACCUAGCUAUCUAUGCUGCAGCUGUGCCAUUAUCUCUUAUGCAGGUGACCUGCAGUGCCACUGGCAAUCACUCCUGUGACGUAGAAGCCAGCACCAAGUACAAUGACACAGACGUGUGUUGGGGCCCUAUCAGACGAAUUGACGCCUACCGCAUCUAUCUGGCUGUGUUCACACUACUUCUUGGACCUUUCACCUUCUUUGAUGUCCAGAAGACCAAAUACCUCCAGAUCUUGACAUCUCUGAUGAGGUGGAUUGCCUUUGCCAUCAUGAUUGUCCUGGCACUGAUCCGUAUCGGACACGGGCAAGGAGAAGGGCAUCCACCCAUAGCAGACUUCUCUGGGAUCCGCAACCUGUUUGGAGUGUGUGUUUACUCCUUCAUGUGCCAGCAUUCUCUGCCGUCCCUUGUCACUCCCAUUUCCUCCAAGAAGCACAUCGCGCAGCUGGUGCUGCUGGACUACGUGUUGAUCCUGGCCUUCUAUAGCCUCCUCUCCUUCACUGCCAUCUUCUGCUUCCACAGCGACAGUCUCAUGGACAUGUACACCCUCAACUUCACUGGCUGUGAUGUGGUGCGCCUGGCCGUGAUCCGCUUCUUCUUGGGUCUCUUCCCCGUCUUCACCAUUAGCACCAAUUUCCCCAUCAUCGCCGUGACGCUGCGCAACAACUGGAAGACGCUCUUCCACCGCGAGGGGGAGAUGUACCCGUGGGUGGUAGACCGCGUUGUGUUCCCCAUCAUCACUCUGGUGCCUCCCAUCCUUGUGGCCUUCUGUACCCAUGACCUGGAGUCCCUCGUGGGGAUCACGGGAGCCUACGCUGGCAAUGGAAUCCAGUACGUCAUCCCUGCCUUCCUGGCGUACUACAGCCGGAAAGACACAAAGCUCGUAUUUGGGUCUGGUACUGUCAACAAGCACAAAUCCCCUUUCCGAAGUACCUUCUGGGUGGGCUUUGUGCUUGUCUGGGCUUUCUCUUGCUUCCUUUUUGUCACAGCCAACAUAAUCCUCAGUGAGACGAAGCUUUAACUGUGGGAACAUUUCCCAACGCCUGCAGGAUUGCAGGCCUUCCUCUGUCCUCCACCUUCAUGCCCACUGUCCUUCCACCCCAGGGCAGACACUGGCCGUUGCUGGUAACCAAGCCUGAUGGUUGUUACAAGGCCCAUUACCUCUCUCUACACCCAAGACCCCACCAGAGACGGCCUGCUGAGUCCCCUGCAUGGUACCCUGGGUGGAAUUUAGAAGCAGUGCUGGCACUGUGACAUUUUAUUUAUACUGGACCCAGUGGGUGCUUCCCUACUCAUUCACCCCGACCUAGGUUGUGGGAUGACCUAGGUCUUUGUUUUAGGAGAUCUGUUGCAGAGGCUAACCCUCAGCCCUAACCCCUCCUACCUGCUUCUCCCUCACCCAGAACAUGUCUUGCUUCCUGAACUGCUAAGAAACCGAUAUAGUGAAAGCACAUGUCACUUUUGCCUCAGCACAAUGGGAAGCAAGCAGGGCCUGUAGCCACAAGGACAAGGGGGGCUGAUUAGCCUCAGAGUCCCUGGAGCAGAGCUGUGGGCACCCCUGCUGUGGCUGAAUAGAGACGAGGUCGCUAAAAUACUGACCUGGUUCUAGAGUCAGGUCCAGGGCUCCUGUCUUGACUGGGGCCUUAGUAUUCCCCGGGAGGGAAAAUAAAAGGGCCCUUUCAUCUUUUCCCACAUCCCACAGGACUUAGGUCCUCUGUUAAGUCCUCAGGGUUAAUGAGGAAGGGCAAGAAAGACAAGGGAAUCUCUGAAUCUUCAGUUUGGAGGUGUGCCGGGUGAAGGAGAUACCGUACCCCUCUGCAGGCCAAGGAUGUUCUGGCAGCAGCCCCACGUCAGCUUCCUGAGCUUGUCUCUCUGAAGCAAGUUAAGCAUGGCAUUAGAAUGGGCAGUAAGUUGGGACCACCUGAAGAACAAUCACCUCAGACACACUUGGUGCCUUUGGUCACCUUUGGGGUGACUCUUGAAAUGUCUGGCAGCUGAAAUCACAGCUCCCAGGAAGACAGUGGUGGUCCUGUGGGGGGCCAAGAUCGACCUGAUUCACAGCAGGGAGGAGGGAGAGGCAGCCACCGAGCAGCCGAUGGCCAGCCACCUGAUGCAUCCUUCAUCAUCUUGCUGACAAUGGAAAAACCACAUAGGGUAAUGGGAGGGAGCCACCCAUCCCCUCCACCUGGACACAAGACUUCUGUAUCAUGUACCAUCUCUUUGCCAGAUGCCAAGCUCUUCUGAAAGGAGGACUGACCCCGUCCAUGAUUCUAGCCCCUUCUCACUGUUCUUCCCCUCUCUUCUCUACUCACUACAUUCACAACUGCUACUGCCCUGUCAUGAACUUUGUAUCAAACGUGCCUUCUCCAGCAUCAGGGUCUGGGUCCUUCCUGCUGAGGUACAGUACGGCCCAGAUUAUUCUCAUGUUCUCUGUACCCCUGUAGUCUGGGGUCAAAAGCAGUCAAGUGUAGAAAAUGGGGUUCUGCUGGGGGGAGGAGGGCGAGGCUUCUCUUUAAGCUGGGUCCUGAUCCCCUCCCUGCAACCCACCUAAUUUCAGUGCCUUGCUCAGCACCUUUUAUUUCUCCUCACCUGCAUCCCACACAUUUCCCUGUCAGGAAGAAAAAAUCUAGUCCUUGAGGGUAGAGAUGAUCGAAAGAAGACUCCUGCCAGAGGACUGUGGGAGCAUAGGGUGAGGAAAGGAGAAUCGCCUUAAGGAAGAAGACUGGGCCGUCCGGAAGCAAACACACCCCUGCUGUUAGAUCUCAUGCUGCCUGAGCCCGGUGGGGUGCUUUUGAGAAUUAGAUUGUCUUAAUUGGACAUUAUCUUCUUCCAAUUCAUCAUCUUGUGUUUUGUCUCAUAGCUCAUCACUACAUUUAAUUAUUUUCCAGCCAAAUGAAAAAUAAAUGCCCCUUCCCCAUCUGCUUGUA